Molecule: messenger RNA, 2434 nt
Organism: Labrus bergylta (ballan wrasse)
Lineage: Eukaryota; Metazoa; Chordata; Actinopteri; Labriformes; Labridae
Gene: slc8b1
Product: solute carrier family 8 member B1
Biological process (GO): calcium export from the mitochondrion; intracellular calcium ion homeostasis
Cellular component (GO): membrane
Molecular function (GO): calcium:sodium antiporter activity
Source: RefSeq, a predicted model, not a curated record
GGAGCUUUAAACGAACGUGUACACAGUGUACGCGAACAGUGUGAAGCUGAGCACACGGGCUUACAACUAAGCUUGGAGAAAUAAAGGGGAGAUAUGAAAUAAAGCUGGACAUUCAAUAUAAACAACGGAAUAUUUAUUUUCUUUUUUUUUUAAUGAAGCUGAAAGGUCCGGACUGUAGGACUGAAGCCAUCAAACCCAGUCCUGUGAGAAAGCAGCAGAAUGGAGGCAGCUCCAGGAUAGAGUGAAUCAUGUCUCCUGCUGUUUAUCUGUCACUUCUGGUUCUUUUAUCCUGUCAGCAGCGGACCAGCUUGGGCUCUCUUUCCCGCAGGAACCAGGCGAGGUGGUCCGGAAACACAACUUUAGCCAUGAUGUCUCAAAGCAACGAAGAUAAGUGUGACCUUGUGAUGAACCUCAACGCCUCAGAACGCUGUGCCUUCGUAAGGAACACGUCCGACUGUAGCAUGGAAGAUGGCUUCAUCAACUACAUUAAAGUGGCCUUCUGUCUACUCCCUGCCAACCUCACACCCCUCAUCAUCACUCUCUGUAUUGUAUGGCUGCUCUUUCUGUUUCUUAUCCUCGGACUCACAGCGUCAAAGUUUUUCUGUCCUAACCUGUCAGCCAUCUGUACCAGUCUGCACCUCACUCACAACGUGGCUGGUGUGACAUUUCUUGCUCUUGGUAACGGAGCUCCCGACAUCUUUAGUGCCAUGGCAGCUUUCUCCAACCCACAUACUGCUGGGCUGGCUGUCGGGGCCUUGUUUGGAGCCGGGAUAUUUGUCACCACAGUGGUUGCGGGCAGUGUGGCUCUGGUAAAGCCGUUCACUGUGGCCUCGCGUCCAUUUCUUCGCGAUGUCAUCUUCUACAUGGUGGCCGUGUUUUGGACUUUUCUCAUGUUGUUCAGAGGAACGACCACACUGACAGAAACACUUGGUUACCUGGGCCUCUAUGUGGUCUAUGUGCUGACUGUUAUCAUCAGUGCAUAUAUCUACAACCGGCAGAAGAACUCGACCAACUCAAGUGACCAGAACGCUGCACGUGUUCCAGCUGAGUUUCACUCGUCUGACUCAUCUGAUGAUGAUCCCUGCAUGCUCGAUGGGUCCAUCCAGCAUGAGUACGAGUCAGAGUACAGACCACUUCUUCCAUACACUGAGACCACGACUCAGAUCCUACUGAGCGCUCUGAACCCAGUGGACAGCAGGAAGUGGAGGAGGAGAUCAUGGAGGUGGAGAGCCCUCAAAGUACUGAAGACACCUCUCGAGUUCCUGCUGCUGCUCUGUAUCCCUGUAGUCGACCCUGAUAAAGAGGACAAGAACUGGAGACGCCCACUAAACUGCUUCCAUCUUAUCUCUUCUCCUCUGGUGUGUGUGCUCGCCUUCCAGUCUGGAAUAUAUGGAGAAUAUAUGAUCAAAGGGCAGUUCCCCAUCUGGCUACUAACUCUGCUGCUGGGACUUUUCCUGUCCGCUAUUGUCUUCUGCACCACCACAAAUGACAGUCCUCCAAAAUAUCACCCAAUGUUUGCCCUCCUGGGCUUCGUGGUGAGUGCAGUGGUGAUCAGUACAGCGGCCUCUGAAGUGGUCAGCCUUCUGCACAUGCUCGGUGUGGUGCUGAGUCUUAGUAACACCGUGCUCGGUUUGACUCUUCUUGCCUGGGGCAACAGCAUUGGAGACUGUUUUUCUGACAUUACCAUCGCCCGGCAGGGUUACCCACGGAUGGCCAUUUCUGCCUGCUUUGGGGGAAUCAUUUUCAACAUGCUGUUUGGGGUGGGUUUAGGAUGUUUGAUGCAAAUAUUCAAAACACAAUCUUUUGUGCAGUUUGAAAUAGAGGGUUUGCUGACGUGGAUUCUUGCCGGCUCUCUGGGUCUGUCUUUGGUCCUGUCCUUCGUCAUCGUUCCUCUGUGCCGGUUCCACUUGGGACGUCCGUACGGGAUCUUCCUCCUUGCCUUCUACUUAAUUUUCCUUGUCAUUGCACUGCUUACAGAGUUUGGAGAGAUCCACAUCCAAAAGAUCUGACUUUGAGGCCAUUCUGAAAUAAGGGACACGUUACCAGCACCGUAGAGUGUCAUGAGCCUCCAUGACACACCUGAACAGAGGCUGCUGCUGCACUGAGGGCAGAUCUACACACUAUUUAUACAAGAAUCAUGACUUCACUUUGUGCACUGCGUGCUCUUCAGAAGCAGAGGGGGCAAAUUGUUAACAAAUUCUUCUGCACAUGGAGAGCUCAAACUAAUCAUCACAUUGUGCCUUUAUUCAACCAUUCUUUUGUGCUGACCGAAGCUGUGACAGCACUUUGUGGGUACACAGGGUAAACACAUGUAUUUGUAAAAUUAUAAACAUUGUGAAUGCACUAAAUGUACUGUAAAUCCAAAUGUUCAAAUGACCCUGUACAAAAGUGCAUUUGGGGCAUUAAAAUCAUCUGAGUUUGGUAUUUGUUUAAA